Molecule: messenger RNA, 1708 nt
Organism: Capsicum annuum
Lineage: Eukaryota; Viridiplantae; Streptophyta; Magnoliopsida; Solanales; Solanaceae
Product: cellulose synthase-like protein D2
Exons: 3
Coding region: 231-1604 (457 amino acids)
Biological process (GO): plant-type primary cell wall biogenesis; cellulose biosynthetic process
Cellular component (GO): trans-Golgi network; plasma membrane
Molecular function (GO): mannan synthase activity; cellulose synthase (UDP-forming) activity
Source: RefSeq, a predicted model, not a curated record
UUUUGUUGGAAUUAUUUAUAUAGUUUUUGGACAAGGAGUGGAGGUCAUAUAUCUCUCCACUUAGUAUAUCAAAAUAUAGUUGAAAUGUAUAUCAAUUGAUUUGUAUUGGAAGUAAGCAUUUGAAUAUGGUGUAGGAAAAAAAAUCUUGAUCCUUUGUUCUUGUUGUGUACCUCAUCAAGGCUUUAGUUUCAGGUUCUGGAGAGAUUUUGCUGCUUAAUUUUUGUGGCGAAAUGGAUGGAAGAUCCUUCAAACCUUCAGACUCACAAAAAGGUAAGCCUCCGGGCGUGACCUUUGCAAGGAGGACUUCAUCCGGUCGCUAUGUGAACUUGUCUAGGGACUCCUUGGAUAGUGAGAUAAGCGGUAUAGAGUUUGCAAACUACACGGUGCAUAUGCCUCCUACACCUGAUAAUCAACCUUUUGAUCCUACCAUUUCGCAGAGGGUUGAAGAGCAGUAUGUGUCGAAUUCCUUGUUUAGCGGUGGAUAUAACAGUGCUACUCGUGCACAUUUGAUGGAUAAGGUGAUUGACUCGGAAGCCAACCAUCCUCAGAUGGUUGGUACUAAAGGUUCAUCUUGUGCUGUACAAGGUUGCGAUGGAAAAGUCAUGAGUGAUGGGAGGGGUGAAGAUAUCCUUCCUUGUGAAUGUGACUUCAAAAUCUGUCGCGAUUGUUAUAUUGAUGCUGUCAAAACCGGAGAUGGGAUUUGUCCCGGUUGUAAAGAGACUUACAAGAACACUGAUUUGGCUGAGAAUGCUGUCGAUCCCUCUAGACAACCUUUGUCAUUGACUUCAAAUGUUGGGAUGUCGAAAAGUGAAAGGAGGUUGUCAGUGAUGCGAUCAGCUAAUAAGUCAGCCAUAAUAAGAAGCGAGUCAGGGUUGAUGAGGAGUCAAACUGGGGAUUUUGAUCAUAAUAGGUGGUUAUUUGAGACGAAAGGAACGUAUGGAUAUGGGAAUGCUAUAUGGCCAAAGGAUGAAGUAUUUGGAAACGAUGAAGAUGAUAAUAUCGGUGAGCAUUCUGAACUUUUCAACAAGCCUUGGAGGCCACUUACGCGUAAGCUGAACAUACCUGCGGCAGUUCUCAGCCCAUACCGGCUUUUGAUCUUAAUUCGUGUCGUUGUACUUGGAUUAUUUCUUCAAUGGAGGGUCAGCCAUCCAAAUAAUGAUGCUAUAUGGCUGUGGUAUAUGUCCAUAAUCUGUGAGAUUUGGUUUGCAAUUUCAUGGUUGCUUGAUCAACUUCCAAAGUUACGUCCAGUCAAUCGUGCUACCGAUCUUUCUGUCUUAAAAGAAAAGUUUGAAACUCCGACCUCAACCAAUCCUACCGGAAAAUCUGAUCUUCCAGGAAUGGAUGUAUUUGUUUCGACAGCUGAUCCAGAGGAAGAGCCGCCACUCGUUACAGCAAACACUACACUAUCUAUUCUUGCUGCCGAGUACCCUGUCGAAAAACUUUCUUGCUAUGUAUCUGAUGAUGGAGGUGCUCUUUUGACAUUUGAAGCAAUGGCAGAAACUGCCAGUUUUGCCAACAUUUGGGUCCCGUUCUGUCGUAAACAUGUUAUUGAACUGAGGAACCCGGAGAGUUAUAAGAGUGUGGAGGAGACCACUGCCACAUAGGAUAUAUUUUGAGAGGUAAGAGGACAAAAAUGCCCUUGAUCGUUUCCUUGGUUAUGUUUCUAUAUAGUAGAAAAAAAAUAUAAUAUACUAGAGUAGCAGGGCGU